CACCAAGUAUGCAGAUAUACUUGGGACAAGCCAAGCCGAGCGCUCAGCUCCACACUCACUCUCAAUGUCAUCACUGAUAUCUAGCACAGUAUCGUCCGCGGCGGCGGCGGCAACGUCGCGGCUCCCACCUCCGCCAUCGCCCACGGAGACAUCAACACCAGGCUACACUGUCCUGCUGCGCGCCAUUGCGGACGGCCAGCGUGCAGGCCACGACAACCACGGCGGGCAGCGCAUCAACAUCGUCAUCAGCGUCAUCUAUGCACUCGUCGGCAUCUGUCUCGCCGUGAGGCUGUACCACCGCUCCAGGCGGAGCGUGUACGCUCUGCUGGUGGUCGCUGCUUUCACCCGCAUGAUAACGUUUGCGCUUCGGGCCCCGAUCCACAACGUCAGCGGCGAGCAGGGCUCCAACUGGGCCGCGCUACUCAAGGUCUCGAGCGCGCUGCUGUACGUCGUGUGGAUGAUCGUCGCCGAGGCCAUGACUCGCUUCCUCUUCCACUGGUACGAGCACCUCCGAGGCCCGGCGUCCGGCCUCCUCCGCGCGGUCGCGUCAACGCGCGUCCUGCUCUUCCCGCUGGCGACAGCACUCAACAUUGCGGGGUACACGCUGCUCGUGCAGGGCCUGCACAACACCGACCCAUCGAGCGGGUUCGGCAAGGUCGACACGGGCACAUCGCUCGCCAAGGCCGGUGGCGCACUGUACAUUGUCUUCGCGGCGACGUUCUUGUUCGCGGCGGUCGUGGUGCACUUCGUCAAACACCCACGCGAGGCUGGACACGAGCGCGAGCCAGACUACUGCCCGACGCGGACGAGUGCGACUGGGCUAGCGCUCCUCCUCGCCACGUCGCUGACCACGUCUGCGUCCUACUUCCUCUGGAUCGCGUGCCUCAAGUGGGUGGACCAUGAGCGCUCGACAAACGGCACGGCUAUCGCACCAGACAAGACCGUCACCAGCUUUGCGAACAAUGCGUCAUGUCUCGACCUGAUGACGGUCCUGCCAGAGCUGUUGUCCUUCGCAUGCUUCUUCCUCCUCAAUGUCGAGGAUGGCGACGCGCGCUUCGGCUUGUCGGCUGGCGCAGAGGUCACGCGCUGUGACUUCUCCUAUGGCCAACGACAGCCCGACAUGGUUCAGUCGGGGUUCAUUGAGCCCGGUGACCGGAGGCACAGUCACGCAGACGACGUGAUCUAACGUUUGACCAUGCAUGCAUUGAUUCUAGACUCUAUA
Molecule: messenger RNA, 1222 nt
Organism: Vanrija pseudolonga
Lineage: Eukaryota; Fungi; Basidiomycota; Tremellomycetes; Trichosporonales; Trichosporonaceae
Exons: 3
Coding region: 65-1186 (373 amino acids)
Source: RefSeq, a predicted model, not a curated record